Molecule: messenger RNA, 2209 nt
Organism: Chilo suppressalis (striped riceborer)
Lineage: Eukaryota; Metazoa; Arthropoda; Insecta; Lepidoptera; Crambidae
Source: the annotation of a GenBank genome assembly
CUCCAAACAUGGCAGGCCGUAGUGGUUUUGACGAUGGUAAUCCCAGGGACUUUGGUGGUGGCGGCAGGCGGACUGUCGGGGGCCGCCCGCUCCCUUCAGAGCCCCCGUACAAAGCUUACGUGGGAAAUUUACCCUCUGGUCUCAUACAAGGCGAUAUCAACAGAAUCUUCCCUGAUUUAUCAAUAAAAAGUGUUAGAUUGGUAAUGGAUAAAGAAACAGAUAAAUUCAAAGGAUUCUGUUAUGUUGAGUUUGAGUACCUCGAGGAUCUCAUCAGAGCAAUUGAAAUGAGUGGAGUUCUGAAUGUAGACGGUAACUUUAUAAAAAUUGAUGUUGCUGAAGAAAAGAGAAAUGAUAGAGGGGGCGGCUUCGACCGAGGGCGGCGGGACGGCGGGCGCGACGGGCGAGACGGGCGCGAGGGAGGCCGCGGUGGCGGUGGCGGUGGCGGCGGCUUCCGGCGCGACGGCGGUGGCCGCGAGCGCGAGCGGGGUGGAGGCGGUGGCGGCGGCGAGAGGUGGGCCGAGGGCGGACGGGGGUCGCGCGGUGGGUCCGAGGAGCCGCGCGCCGGGGACUGGGGCCGCCGUGCCGGACCCGGGCCAGGCCCCGCGCCCGCGCCGCAGCGCCCGCCCCGGCGCAACUUCGAUGACAUGCCGCCCUCGCGUCCAGAUACUACAGGCAGACCAAAGCUGAAGUUGGAGCCGCGGACAGUGAAAGAGCCGGUGAACUCGCUGGCGUCGACCAGCCAGGCCUCCUCCAUAUUCGGCGGCGCGCGGCCGCGGGAGGAACGGCUAAAGGAGCUCGCCGGCGAAUAAACGCCCCCCCUCCAUCCGUGUGUACUGUACGUGUCCUGACGCCCAACUGAUCCCUUUGUGUGCCCCGAUAUUUAAAUCUAUGUGAACACUAAAAUUGUAUAUGAACUCGAAGGAUUUUGUUAGGUUAUGAGGUUGUAAAUCAUUUUUAUCAUAUAUUUUGUUAGCAUUAUUGUGUCGAUGAGCUUAUUAUUGUUUAGGCGCGGCGGCCGCUGCUCGUACAGUGAGCGCCGGCCGCCCGCGCGACGCUUCCGUGCAGCAGUUUAAGGUUCAAAUUGAUAGUUUUUUUUCGUCGUUCGUUCCGUUUUUAAAUUCUGUCAGAGCUUAAUGUGUGUUCGAUAUCUUGGCUUGCAUAAUAAUUUUUAUUGGAUCAAUAAUUUUACGUUCGCAGUUUUUGCGUAUACAUGCUCACGUGUAUAGCGAAAUGAUUACUGUUUAUUUUUAUUAACUAUCUAUAUAGUAUAGAUAACUAGAGCUUCGUCACUGAUUCUCUGUUGUAAUUGUUUAUCAUUAUUUGAUUGUUUAGUUUUAUAGGUCGUGAAAAUUAAUCAUUGAUUGAGUAAUUAUGAUACAUAAUUUAAGAGUUGAUAAUAUGGUGAUGUAAUUACGGUGUCAUUAAUAAAAUUUACUUCCACGUACUUGGAUUUCUACUUUAUUAGAUAUUGUGUAAUGUAAUAAGUUACGUGGCAAGAAAUAAAAAAAAAACGCAAAAUUGUAACAGAACAUAGCAAAAAAAUAAAAUAAAAAGUGAACUCUUUAUAACUAGGGGUUUGUUUAUAUCCAAGCCCUCCUUUAUAUCCCGCUCCAUUUGUUUACUUUGUAUCUCCAAACUCAGCGACUUUUGAUUGAAACACUUCUUACAGUAAAUUAUUAAACAAUCUUUUUGGUGUUAAAAAAAUGUGUAUUGUGAUAACAAAGAAUCUAAAUUUUUGUGUUCAUAACUACUAGCUCCGUCUAGCGACAUGACGUGAAAAUUGAAGGAUGUCAAUCACACAUCAUAAGUUAUAGUAGGGGAGUCCCCGACGCUAAAUAAGGGUAAGCAAAAGCGCUCGAGCGUAAUUAAAAGUGCAAUCUCUCUCGUCUCAAAUAACGUUAACCAUUAAUCAGCUGGUUUGCAUGGUGGGGGUGGUUGUUGAAGUUAUGGCAAUAAUUAUUGGCACAUCACGCUUCUUACUUGGUAAUACGAAAGUCAAGUUCGGGUAAAUGCCCGACUUGUAUUCAGUCGGGCACGCUCUUUCGUCGCGGCUACACGUCGCUACAACGUGUAUUUUUUUUAUAUUUCUAAAAACCUCAAUUUUGGGCUCUAUUAAACAUGGUAUGUAUAAUAAAGACCGUGCCGUUUUUAAGUCGUUUGGUGGAAAAGUAAUCAUUUAAGUUCUCAAAAAUGUAUGAAUAUCUGACAC